AUGGGAUUAUUAUCGUUGGGCACACCUUACUCGUGGUUCGAAAGCAGGAGCUACUGUGAUCACGUUAAGAAGAACGCGUUAGAGCAACUGUAUCAUUGUUUCGAAGCAGCAAAGAACCGGAGUGACGACAAAUAUUUUUGGGGAGAUGAAGUCGAGUAUAUGGUAGUACAUAUGGAUUCGAAGGCCAAAAAGGCGCAAUUAUCCAUCGAUGAAGAUCACGUUUUUGCUGACUUAGCCGACGAGAAGAUCUGCGAUGAGCGUGAUGUUUCUUACCAUCCAGAGUAUGGUAGGUUCAUGAUAGAGGCGACUCCUUACAGACCUUACGAUGGUGACAGUCUGUCUCAUUAUUUGUAUGUCCAAGAAAACAUGGACACUAGGAGGCAAUUGGCUCAGAAGUACUUGAAAGACCCUGAUGCAGUUUUGAUUUCACUGACAACUUUCCCAAGGAUGGGGACAGAUGAUUUCACCUUUCCAGCUGCCAUCGUCGGCGGACCUUCCGCAAAGUCGUUAUUUGUACCUGAGGAAAUCACCAAUAGACAUGUUAGGUUUCCCACGUUAACAGCAAAUAUUCGUCGCCGAAGAGGUUGUAAAGUGGCUAUCAAUAUUCCUUUGUAUAAGGACAAGUAUACCAGAAAGGAUGACGAGUUGGAUCCUACCAUCCCGUUCAACAGAUCCAAGUUUCCAUACAGUGACGCAGAAGCUGGUCAAGGUGCCGCAUUACCUGGUCAUAUUUAUAUGGAUGCUAUGGGUUUUGGUAUGGGUUCUUCUUGCCUACAAAUCACCAUGCAAGCGCAGGACUUGAAGACUGCCAGAUACUUGUACGAUUCGUUGAUGAAUAUUGCUCCCUUGGCACUCUCAGCCAGUGCUUCCGCACCUAUAUUUAGAGGAUUCUUGGCUGAUCAGGAUGUCAGGUGGAAUGUUAUAUCUGGUGCCGUGGAUGAUAGAACUCCGUAUGAAAGAGGAGUCGAUCCAUUACCAGGCCAUGGUGCCAAGGGCAACAUUAAGGAAGGUAAGCCAGUUAUUAGAAUUCCAAAGUCUCGAUAUGACUCCGUUGACCAGUACCUUAGUGACCCUUCAGAUUCAUUCAAUGAGGAGAGUUACAACGACUUGGAUUCUCCCAUAAACGAAGAAGCCUACAAAACCUUGCUAUCGUAUGGGUUCGACAGUACCUUGGCUCAUCAUUUUGCCCACCUGUUUAUCAGGGAUCCUAUUGUGAUCUUCAAUGAACGAGUCCACCAGGACAACACGAAGGAGAACGAUCAUUUUGAGAACAUCCAGAGCACUAAUUGGCAAACCUUGAGAUUCAAGCCCCCUACUCAGUUUGCAACGCCUGAUCAAAAGGAUCAACCAGGUUGGAGAGUAGAGUUAAGACCAAUGGAGAUUAGCAUCACCAGUUUUGAAAACGCAGCCUACUCUGUCUUUUUCACUUUGUUGUCCAAGGCUAUCCUACUAUUCAGACCCAAUUUUUACUUACCUGUCUCCCUGAUAGAGGAGAAUAUGGUUACUGCCCAUCGUGUAGACUCUAUUAUAAAGGACAAAUUCCACUUCAGAGUCAACACAGAGUCAGUCAAAAGCGACGCCAUAAUCAAGGAGCUGACCAUCAAAGAAGUUUUCCAUGGUUCAUCCGACUUUGAAGGUUUAAUUUCCCUCGUUAAUAAGGCCAUUGAUUCUCAGUCGAAGCUGUGGUCGAAAGAGUUUUCCUCAUCUCAGGAAUUUGAUCAUGCUUUAGGAAAGUUGAAGGUGUAUAUCAAGUUCAUUGGACUCCGUACCAGUGGCGAAAUACCCUCUACCGCAAGAUUUAUCCGUGACUUUGUAAUUAAGCAUCCAGAAUACAAGCAAGAUAGUGUUGUUUCAGACUCAGUUAGUUACGACCUCUUAGAGAAACUGGUGAAACUGACCAAGUAUGAAAGGGAUACUGUCGCUGAGUUCUUUGGUCCCGAAUUAACGCACGAUCUUGAAGCGUUCCAAUUUAUCUAG
Molecule: messenger RNA, 1977 nt
Organism: Komagataella phaffii GS115
Lineage: Eukaryota; Fungi; Ascomycota; Pichiomycetes; Pichiales; Pichiaceae
Product: Gamma glutamylcysteine synthetase catalyzes the first step in glutathione (GSH) biosynthesis
Exons: 1
Coding region: 1-1977 (658 amino acids)
Biological process (GO): glutathione biosynthetic process
Molecular function (GO): glutamate-cysteine ligase activity
Source: RefSeq, a predicted model, not a curated record